AUGCUGUCGUUGCCGUUCAUCCUCGCGCUCGCAGCAGGUCUGCUUGCCCUCCAGUAUGCCUGGUCCGCCUGGACUCACUCCCGCAAGGCGCGCGGUUUGAGAUGUGCUUCUAUUCCUCGCUAUCCCACCGACAUUGUGGGACUCUCGAGUCUGAAAGAGGCUCUGCAGGCCGACAAGGUGAAGGGAAUUCCCCUGAUGCUACAGCGUCGUGUCGAGAAGAUGUCAACUCGCGAGAAGCGCUUGGUCACCACCUUUCGCAUCCGCCAGAUGGGCCGCGAGAAUAUCUUCACGUGCGAUCCUCAGAAUGUCCAGGCAAUGCUUGCCACUAAAUUCAAGGAUUUCGAGCUUGGCCCCGGACGCCGACAUACGCUUCUCCCGUUGUUAGGAGCUGGCAUUUUUACAUCUGACGGUGAGCUCUGGUCGCACUCUCGGGCUCUGCUUCGACCGCAGUUCACCCGCGAGCAAAUCAGUGACCUGGAUCUGGAAGAGAACCAUGUGCAGCAAGCCAUGCAGGCGAUGCCUGUAGACCCCGUCACGGGCUGGACCUCUGCUACCGACAUCCAGGGCAUAUUCUUCCGUCUGACAAUCGACUCAGCAACCGAGUUUCUGUUCGGCGAAAGUUCCGGCAGCCAGGAAGAAGCUCUUCGCAACGGGGGCAAGCUUCCCUCCGAUCACUUUUCUGUCAACUUCGAUAAGGGCCAGUGGUAUGUGGCACAGCGCGCUCGCUUCGAAAAGUUCCAUUGGCUCGUCGACAACAAAGAAAGUCGAGACAUCAACAAGAAGGUGCACGCCUAUGUCGACCACUUUGUCCACGCUGCUCUCAAGGCAGCAGUAGAGGGAAAACCGCUUUCUUCCAAUUAUGUUUUCCUAGAAGCUCUAGUCACGACAACCCAAGAUCCCAUCGAGCUCCGCUCUCAGCUCCUCAAUAUCCUGCUCGCCGGCCGGGAUACCACAGCAUCACUUCUCAGCUGGUCCCUCCAGAUGCUUGCCCGUCACCCAAGCUUCUUCCAGAAACUGCGUAAGACCAUCCUCGCAGACUUUGGCCCUUACUCCUCGAGUCGUGACAGUAUCACCUUUGCGUCUCUGAAAUCCUGCCGCUACCUGCAAUAUUUCAUGAACGAAGUGCUCCGCCUUUUCCCAGUCGUGCCAGUCAACCGCCGCGUUGCAACCCAUGACACAUUCCUGCCGCAAGGGGGCGGGUCCGAUGGGAAACAGCCUGUCUAUCUACGCGCCGGCCAAGUCGUCACAUACAGCCCGUUCGUGACACAGCGCCGAAAAGACCUCUGGGGCGAGGAUGCCGAGGUCUUCAACCCAGAUCGCUGGUUCGACCGCAGAGCAGGCUGGGAGUACCUCCCCUUCAAUGGCGGACCGAGACUCUGCAUCGGACAGCAGUUUGCCCUAACUGAGGCUGGAUAUGUCCUCGUUCGACUGCUGCAGCGGUUCGACGCUAUCGAGGACGUCUAUCCGGGCCAGGAAGUCAACUAUGGCUUGAGUGUGACACUGGCGCCCGGUGACCCCGUUACUGUGCGGCUGCACGAGGCCGCGGCGUGA
This is a messenger RNA of Aspergillus puulaauensis, 1551 nucleotides long. RefSeq names its product cytochrome P450. The coding region runs from base 1 to 1551 and encodes 516 amino acids. The transcript has 2 exons. NCBI's taxonomy places the organism in Eukaryota, Fungi, Ascomycota, Eurotiomycetes, Eurotiales, Aspergillaceae. The record is from RefSeq and is a predicted model, not a curated record. Gene Ontology annotation, molecular function: monooxygenase activity; heme binding; iron ion binding.